Messenger RNA from Symbiodinium sp. CCMP2456, 296 nucleotides. The record is from the annotation of a GenBank genome assembly. Lineage: Eukaryota; Dinophyceae; Suessiales; Symbiodiniaceae.
GCACUCCGAUUCGAGCAUUCUUUGGAAAACUAUGGCUGCCGGGCACUGCCGAGGAAGCAGCUUGCGAAGUCUUUAAAAGGGACCCGCAGGUCAAUGAAGCGAGGAAAUGGCUGCCGCCAUCUAUGCAGAAGAUUCGUGACCGCGUGUCACUCAAUGGAGCCCAGAAAGCAGAGCUGAGAAGGAUGGGCAUGGAUACCACGCUUGUCCAAUCAAGCAUGUGGAGAUGUAUUUUUAACGGUUUCAGACACCUGGGUUGUUGCACUGCCAAGCAUGUAUUCAGUAGCGCUGACUGCUGA